Messenger RNA from Octopus sinensis (East Asian common octopus), 2110 nucleotides. RefSeq lists its product as uncharacterized. Gene Ontology annotation, molecular function: interleukin-17 receptor activity. Lineage: Eukaryota; Metazoa; Mollusca; Cephalopoda; Octopoda; Octopodidae. Bases 550 to 1590 code for a protein of 346 amino acids. The transcript is spliced from 5 exons. The record is from RefSeq and is a predicted model, not a curated record.
AACUGUUAUCCAUAUCAAUGGCAAUCUAACAUCAACGUAGAAGUUGAUAGAAAUCAUCACAGCUUACUAGUACGAUUUUCUCAUGCCGAACAAGUAACGAACUUUGUGAAUUACACAGUGGUGUUACAGAGAGAUAAUUAUAAUACAACUGAAACAACAAAUGAGGUGAAACCUUUCGAUCCUCAUGAGUCAGAAAGUAAAAAGUGUCUGUGUUACAAGUCAGAAGGACGCUGUAAGACAUGUAAAGCCACCAUAAAACAAAUAGCCAUCAGUGAACUAGAUGAUUCUAAAUGUAAUGAGACAACUAAUUUAAUAACUGCAAAGAGAAUUUCAACACCUGUAAGUUCACCAUCUGUAAUUUCAACACCUGUAAGUUCAACACCUGUAAUUUCAACACCUGUAAUUUCAACACCUGUAAUUUCAACACCUGUAAUUUCAACAUCUGUAAUUUCAACACCUUUAAGUUCAACACCUGUAAUUUCAACACCUGUAAUUUCAACACCUGUAAGUUCAACACCUGUAAAUGAGUCAUCAUCUACAAAGAAUUCAAUGUUUGAAAAGAACUCUACAACUACAGCAAGAACCACGACAACAUCUAGGAAUAAAGGCAUACAACAAAGUGAAAUUACGUGGGCUGUUAUUGGCAGUUUAGCUGCUUUAUUUAUGGCUUUCACUUUCAUCUGUUUCAUACUUUUAGCAAAAAGAGAAAGCCCAACUGACAAGAAAAUCUUGUUUCUAUACUCUCACGACCACCAGCAUCAUCUCGACGUCGGCAAAGCCAUGGCAACAUACCUGCAACACUUCAAGUGCCAUGUUCUUUAUCCACCGUUAUUCGCUGAGGAAGAGAUAAAACAAUGGUUACACAAGACAGUUGCCGAUUGUGAUUUUGUCUUACUGCUACAUUCGGAAUGCAUUAAGCGCCAGAGUGAACCAUGGGCUUCUGGUUUAGAAUAUCCACAGUUACGAGACAACCGAAAUGAAAAUGUCCUGAUGUCAAUUCUUACCAUGAUUAGAGAAUGUCCUCUCUUGCAGUUAUAUCAUUCGAAAUACAUCUCGUGCCGCUUGGAACACUUGUCUGAGGGUUAUGUUCUCACUGAAUUUCCUUCGGUUCAAAAUUUCGUCCUGACCAGAGACCUGAAGAAGCUGGUUUACUAUAUCCAUCGUAUUCCCCCUAACAGUGUUCUCAAAACAUUAACAUUGAGAUCUUCUGAUAGUUCGACUUCCUCAAUGGCACUACAGCAAGCCGCUCAAAAAGCUGCUGAAUUUGAAAAAAAUAAAAUGUGGUUCACUCAGAAGUACAGUUACUUGGUGCCACGUUGUGGCGUAUUAAACGACAAAUGCGAUUGCCGUUCUGCAUUAAACGAAGAAUUCGACGGCACGGUUGACAUCCCCAAAUUACCACUAAACUCCUUUCACGAUGUGAAUUUCGAUGAUUCCAUGUCCACCGAAUACUGUUAUUUCAACGAUAGACACUCGUUUUCGGAAAUGUCACUGGUCAGUUCUGAACUAGCAAUGCUAAAUGAGCGCAAUGACCAACAGGAUAAAAACAGAUACAAUGUCUUGCCUUCAUUGUCUGAAGAUACGGUGUGAGUAACUGGACAGAUGUAAUGUAUGCCUCUAAUCAUGGUUCAAAUCUAGUGUGUUUUUGAAAGAACCAAGGCAGUUGGGUUCAUAUCUGUGUAUUAUUAUCAUCAUCAUCAUUUAACAUCCGUUUUCCAUGCUGGCAUGGGUUGGACGGUUUAACUGGGGUCUGGGAAGCCAGGAAGCCGCAUCAGGCUCCAAUCUGAUCUGGCAGAGUUUCUACAGCUGGAUGCCCUUCCAAAUGUCAACCACUCUGAGAGUGUGUGGGUGCUUUUUACGUGCCACUGGCUCAGAAGCCAGACAGGGCAAAGGGGCUGGCAUGGACCACAUUCGGAUGGUGCUUUUUACGUGCCACCGGCACAGGAGCCAGUCAGGCAGUGAUGGCAUCAGUCACAUUCAGGCAGCUCUUUUUACGUGCCACUGGUACAGGAGCCAGCUGGGGCAAGGGAGCUGGCAUUGACCACAUUCGGAUGGUGCUUUUUAUGUGCCACUGGCACAGGAGCCAGUCAGGCGGUGAUGGCAUCAGCCA